Messenger RNA from Oryza brachyantha (malo sina), 4189 nucleotides. RefSeq names its product ABC transporter B family member 5-like. Gene Ontology annotation, molecular function: ATP hydrolysis activity; ABC-type transporter activity; ATP binding. NCBI's taxonomy places the organism in Eukaryota, Viridiplantae, Streptophyta, Magnoliopsida, Poales, Poaceae. Gene Ontology annotation, cellular component: membrane. The record is from RefSeq and is a predicted model, not a curated record. Gene Ontology annotation, biological process: transmembrane transport.
AGGACGGUGCCCAAUCUUCUCCAUGGAGAGGGAGAGAAAGGUGGUACCGAUUGUAGGGGGAGGGCAGCACUUAGACCCCACUUAGCAUGAUCUCAGCUUACGUGGUCUUGAGACCACUCAAAUUGAGUGGCUUACAUUGUGAAUACCGUUAUAUAUGCAGCAGUACACUCCACCACCCAAUGAUUUUCAUAUAGCAGCUAGCUAGAGCGAGCGAGCGAGCUAGAGCUAGCCGGCCGGCGAGAAAAUGGACGAUACAGGCAGAGGCAGAGAUGGCCGGGAGACCAAGGAUGCGGCAGCGACGGCGAUGACGAAGAAGGUGCCGCUGCUCGGCAUGUUCCGGUACGCCGACCGCCUCGACGUGCUGCUGAUGGUGCUCGGCACGGUGGGCGCGGUUGCCAACGGCAUGUCGGAGCCGCUCAUGUCGGUCUUCUUCGGCAACGUCAUCAACUCCUUCGGCGACAGCAGCAGCAGCACCGUCCUCCGCAGCGUGACCAAGGUUGUCUUGAACUUCAUAUAUCUGGGCAUUGGAACGUUAGUUGCCUCCUUUCUCCAGAUGUCAUGCUGGACGAUGGCAGGAGAAAGGCAGUCUGCCCGCAUCCGUUCUUUAUACCUGAAAGCAGUUCUGAGGCAGGAUAUUGCAUUCUUUGACACAGAGAUGACAACCGGCGAAGCAGUUUCUAGAAUGUCUAGUGAUACCCUCAUGAUUCAAGGUGGUCUUGGUGAGAAGGCAGGGAAGCUUGUACAACUGUCGUCAAGCUUCAUUGGCAGCUUUAUCAUAGCAUUCGCAAGAGGAUGGCUGCUCACUCUUGUCAUGCUAACAUCGCUACCAUUAAUUGCUAUUGCCGGAGCAGUUUUUGCACAGGCCCUAACUAGAGUUUCUGGCAAGAGACAAACAUCAUAUAGUGAUGCUGGGGACACAGUUCAACAGACCAUUGGAUCUAUAAGAACAGUUGUGUCCUUCAACAGUGAGAAGAAGGCGAUAGCAAUGUACAGUAAUUUCAUAAAAAAGGCAUACAAGACUACCAUCGAGGAAGGCAUUAUCACAGGCUUUGGCAUGGGCUGUAUGUUGUUCAUCACAUUUGGCAGCUAUGGAUUAGCCUUCUGGUACGGUGGAAAGCUAAUCGUUGAGAAAGGUUACACGGGAGGAAGGAUCAUUACCAUCAUGUUUACCGUGUUAACCGGUGCAACCUCAUUAGGUGAUGCAAUACCUGCAUUCGCUGCAGUAGUUGAAGGUCAAUCUGCAGCAUACUUGUUCAAAACAAUUGAGAGGAAGCCAGAUAUAGAUUCAGAUGAUAACAUUGGGAUGGUUUUAGAAGAUAUGAAUGGGGAUAUUGAGCUAAAGGAUGUGUACUUUCACUACCCUGCAAGACCUGAGAAGUUGAUAUUGGAUGGAUUGUCAUUACAAGUAGCGAGUGGAACAACAAUGGCUAUAGUUGGAGAGAGUGGAAGUGGCAAGUCAACAGUAAUCAGCCUAGUUGAAAGAUUCUAUGAUCCACAGUCAGGCGAAGUUUUGAUAGAUGGAAUUAGCAUCAAGAAACUUAGACUUGACUGGAUAAGAGGGAAGAUCGGUCUUGUUAGCCAAGAACCUCUGCUUUUUAUGACCUCCAUUAAAGAUAACAUAACAUAUGGUAAAGAGGAUGCAACACUUGAAGAGAUCAAGAGAGCUGCCAAGCUUGCAAAUGCAGCAAAUUUCAUUGACAAGUUACCUAAUGGUUAUGAUACAUUAGUUGGCCAGCGCGGUGCUCAGCUUUCUGGAGGACAAAAACAGAGAAUUGCAAUUGCAAGAGCCAUCCUUAAAAAUCCAAAAAUACUUUUGCUAGAUGAAGCAACAAGUGCACUUGAUGUGGAGUCUGAGAGGAUAGUUCAGGAGGCACUAAAUAGAAUGAUGGUACAAAGAACCAAACUCGUUGUCGCUCAUCGCUUGAGCACUGUGAGGAAUGUAGAUUGCAUCACAGUCGUCCAGCAAGGAAAAAUAGUUGAACAAGGUCAUCAUGAUGCACUGGUGAAGGAUCCCAAUGGGGCUUACUCCCAGCUGGUUAGGCUGCGUGGUGAAAGGCAUAAACUACCACAUUCCAGAUCAAAAAGUACUAGUGUGUCAUUCAGACGGUCAAGAACUAAAGAUUCUCUCAGCAAGAGCAGUACGUAUUCCUUGAAGAAUUCCUUAGGAUUGCCUGUAGAUAUAGAUGAGGACAAAAUCACAAGCGAACAACAAAAGGUAGAGCACUCGGACAGUGAGGCCGUUAAGAAAACACCAAUUGGAUGGCUUUUUAAUCUUAAUAGGCCAGAAGUGCCAGUUCUUCUGCUAGGUUCCAUAGCAGCUUCAGUGCAUGGAGUCAUUUUCCCAUUAUUUGGUAUAAUAAUGCCAGGUGUUCUAAAAUCUUUCUAUGAACCACCAGAUAAGCUGCAAAAAGAUUCUAGAUUUUGGGCAUUGAUGUUUGUUGUUCUGGGGGUUGCUUGUUUUAUUUCAAUACCAGUAGAAUAUUAUUUUUUUGGAAUUGCUGGUGGAAAGCUUAUAGAGCGUGUCUGCACACUGUCAUUUCAAAGGAUUAUGCACCAAGAGGUCGCUUGGUUUGACAACCCAUCAAAUUCCAGGUGUGAUACUCAGAUGCACUUUUACCAUUUUAUCUUCUAUAAACAUAUAUUUACUCCAGUGCUCAGAGGCCAUUUUAUUUUUUACAGUGGGGCACUUGGAACAAGGCUCUCAGUCGAUGCAUUGAAUGUCCGGCAUUUAGUAGGAGAUAACCUGGCCCUUAUAGUCCAGGCUACAGCUACAUUAAUCACUGGCUUUGUCAUAGCUUUUGCAGCAGAUUGGAGGCUUGCACUGAUCAUCACAUGUGUAAUUCCUUUAAUGGGUGCACAGGGCUAUGCCCAGGUUAAGUUCUUGAAGGGAUUUAGCAAGCAAUCUAAGGAGAUGUAUGAGGAUGCAAACCAAGUUGCCGCAGAAGCAGUAGGUAGCAUCAGAACUAUAGCAUCUUUCUGCUCAGAGAAAAAAGUGGUUGCAAUGUACAACAAUAAGUGUGAAGCUUUAAGAAAACAGGGAAUUCGAAGUGGAAUUGUUGGAGGGAUUGGCUUUGGUUUCUCAUCCUUGAUGUUAUUUCUGACUUUCAGUAUUUGCUUCUAUGUUGGUGCAAAGUUCAUAAGUCAGGGAAAAUCUACUUUUUCAGAUGUUUUCAAAGUUUUCUUUGCUUUAGGUUUGGCAGCUAAAAGUGUUUCACAGUCAAGUGCAUUGUCUUCUGAUGCAACAAAGGCAAGGGAUUCUGCCAUUUCCAUUUUUAAUAUUCUAAACCGGAAGUCCAAGAUUGACUCAAAUAGCGAGGAGGGAAUGAUAAUGGAGAAUGUCACUGGCAGCAUUGAUUUCAAUAAUGUCAGUUUCAAGUACCCAUCACGCCCUGAUGUUCAAAUAUUCAGUGACUUUACCUUGCACAUUCCUUCCCAAAAGACCAUAGCACUUGUUGGAGAGAGCGGUAGUGGGAAGUCCACGAUAAUUGCUUUAUUAGAGCGUUUCUAUGAUCCUGAUUCUGGUAUUAUCUCACUAGAUGGAGUCGAAAUUAGAUGCUUAAAAGUCAGCUGGUUGAGGGAUCAGAUGGGGCUUGUAGGCCAAGAGCCAGUGCUUUUCAAUGACACAAUCCGUAAAAACAUAACAUAUGGGAAACACGGCGAGGUAACUGAGGAAGAGGUCAUGGCCGUGGCCAAGGCAGCAAACGCCCAUGAGUUCAUAUCAAGCCUGCCACAAGGAUAUGACACAAUGGUAGGUGAGAAAGGGAUGCAACUAUCCGGUGGGCAAAAACAGCGGGUAGCAAUUGCAAGGGCCAUCAUAAAGGACCCUAAGAUACUGCUACUUGAUGAGGCAACCAGUGCUCUGGAUGCAGAAUCGGAGCGCAUUGUUCAAGAUGCACUGGAUCGAGUCAUGGUCAGCAGGACUACCAUUGUAGUGGCACACCGCCUCUCCACAAUCAAAGGGGCUGAUAUGAUUGCAGUCCUCAAGGAAGGAAUAAUUGCAGAAAAGGGAAAGCAUGAAGCACUGAUGCAGAUCAAGGAUGGAGCAUAUGCUUCACUUGUACAACUCCGCUCUAGUUCCGAGUAAAAUGAUGUACCCAUUUAUUUCUACUAUCUGUACAACCCAUCUGGCCAGACAUUCUAGCUGCUUGUGAUUUGAGAGGUGGAUGCAAGACUAGGGUGUUUUUUGGUA